Messenger RNA from Sinocyclocheilus rhinocerous, 994 nucleotides. RefSeq names its product CD63 molecule (gene cd63). NCBI's taxonomy places the organism in Eukaryota, Metazoa, Chordata, Actinopteri, Cypriniformes, Cyprinidae. Gene Ontology annotation, cellular component: plasma membrane. The record is from RefSeq and is a predicted model, not a curated record. The coding region runs from base 144 to 857 and encodes 237 amino acids. Gene Ontology annotation, biological process: regulation of vascular endothelial growth factor signaling pathway. The transcript is spliced from 8 exons.
CUGACAGGAGGGAUCACAUUUACACAGUCGACUUCUCAUAUCCGUGUGCUGUUGCUUGGACAGAUAGCAUUCGAUUUUUCACUCUACAGGUUUUCUGCACGCUAGACUUGACAUUUUGACCAGAGGAAUUAAUUGAAAGCACCAUGGCUGUAGAAGGAGGAGCGAAAUGUAUCAAAUACCUGCUCUUUUUCUUUAAUUUCAUCUUCUGGCUGUGUGGCCUGGCCUUAAUAGUUGUGGGGGUAUUGGCUAAAGUUUCUAUCAACACCACGGCCUUCCUCAAAGGAUACUCCGGUUCUCCUCUAGUGCUCAUAGUGGUGGGAGUCAUCAUCUUCUUCAUCGCAUUCUUUGGCUGCUGUGGUGCCUGGAAGGAGAAUCAGUGCAUGAUCUCAAUGUUUGCUGUUAUUCUCUCCCUCAUCAUCAUCAUUGAAAUCGGAGCUGCCAUCGCUGGAUAUGUCUUGCGUGGAAACCUGACUGAUCUGCUGAAUAAAGGUUUUGACGUCAUGAUUGCAGGAUACAACGAAACGGAAAACCGCGACUCCCUUGAUACUAUACAGCAACAGUUCAAGUGCUGUGGAAGAAACUCCUCUAGUGAUUGGAUGAACUCAAAAUUCUUGGCUCCCAGUUCAGUCCCAGAUUCCUGCUGUAAAAACGUCACCAAGGAUUGUGGUAAAGGAGCUCUCCAAGAAACCAGCAAAAUCUACACAGAUGGAUGCCAGCCCAUUUUGGACAAAUUUCUAAAGCAAAAUAUCCUGUGGAUCGCUGUGGCAGCUCUGGUCAUUGCAUUUGUGCAGAUCACGGGCAUUGUGUUGUCCUGCAUUCUGAUGCGAGCCAUCCGCAGCGGCUAUGAGGUCAUGUGAUCACAUCUAGUUACAGCACUUCACCCAUAUUAGCAUAUCACUUAAAGCUCUUAGAGACUGUUCAGGUGUUUUUAAAACUAUUAUAUAAAUGCCAAUUAUUUCCCCCCUUGCUGUGUAAGUUGACAGUACUCAUUUUC